CCAUUGGACCACCCUGUUGCCUCCCCGACUCCCAAUUUUAACGCCUUCGUCCUUGGUCUCUCCCCACUUGAGCCACUUCCCAAUUCAAUUCAUCGUUUUCGCUGCAAGCGAGAGGGGCGACAGCGACACAGAGGAGGAGAGGGCGUAUAGUUUUACAAAAUAAGGAUGGCGUCAACUGAGUCAUCACGCGAGGAAAAUGUUUACAUGGCCAAAUUGGCAGAACAGGCUGAGAGAUACGAAGAGAUGGUUGAAUUCAUGGAGAAAGUGGCAAAGACCGUGGAUGUUGAAGAGCUGACUGUGGAGGAAAGGAACCUCCUUUCUGUGGCGUACAAGAAUGUGAUUGGGGCUAGGAGGGCUUCCUGGAGGAUUAUAUCUUCCAUUGAGCAGAAAGAGGAAAGUCGUGGUAAUGAAGAUCAUGUUUCCACUAUCAAGGAGUACAGGGGAAGGAUUGAGGCUGAGCUCAGCAAGAUCUGUGAUGGCAUUCUAAGCCUUCUUGUGUCCCAUCUCAUUCCUUCUGCGUCAUCUGCAGAAUCCAAGGUGUUCUACCUUAAGAUGAAGGGUGAUUAUCACCGGUACUUGGCAGAGUUUAAGGCCGGGGCUGAGAGGAAGGAAGCUGCUGAGAGCACAUUGUUAGCUUAUAAGUCUGCUCAGGACAUUGCAUUGGCUGAGUUGCCUCCUACUCAUCCAAUAAGGCUGGGGCUUGCACUUAAUUUCUCCGUUUUCUAUUAUGAAAUCCUUAACUCACCUGAUCGUGCUUGCAGUCUUGCAAAACAGGGAAAACGAUGUGUGAUUAAAUUUCAAAAAGGAAAACGAUGCACGAUUAAAUUUCAUAAUCUCUCUCUCUCUCAUUCAUGGAAUAUGAUCCAUCUUCAAAAGGGAAUGAAAAAAGAACGAGUUUGCUAUUAUACUUCUAUAAUAGCUUUUGAUGAAGCUAUCUCCGAGCUGGACACAUUGGGUGAGGAAUCAUACAAGGAUAGCACAUUGAUCAUGCAACUUCUACGAGACAAUCUGACAUUGUGGACUUCAGAUAUCACGGAUGAAGGUGCGGAUGAGAUCAAGGAAGCUUCAAAACCCGAGUCCGGAGAGACACAGCAGUGAUAAAGUUUGCAGGGGAUGUACUCUGCACCUUUCCGUUGUGACCUUGAUAUAGUUGCAUUUGGUGGUCUUAGAAAACCUUUUUAAAUUUGAAGAUCGUGCCACUAUGCUUGGCUUGUACUUGUUCUUAUAGGUUUAUAAGCUUGUUUCUUUUGAUUGAAUAUGGAUUUGAUCCAUGAUGGCUCCAUCAUGUGGGAUAUAUUUCCAGUGACAUCUAUUCUUCUUGGUUACCUCAACAGGCAGAUCUGUUGCUGUUGCUCUCUUCUGUUAUUGUACCGUUGAGAAGCCAUAGACAAUCACAAGAUAUUAUGCAGUGUAGUUUGUUGUGUGAAAUGAUUUUUUAGGGAUUAAUUGAAAACUAGUUGAUUCAAUAGGCUCUUCAUUAUAUUAACCUUACUGCUACUGAAUUGUUCGUGAUCCCAUCAGAUUUUAAAUUUAGAUAUUCGAAUUUAAAUUUGUUCA
Molecule: messenger RNA, 1557 nt
Organism: Diospyros lotus (date-plum)
Lineage: Eukaryota; Viridiplantae; Streptophyta; Magnoliopsida; Ericales; Ebenaceae
Product: 14-3-3-like protein GF14 psi
Exons: 6
Coding region: 166-1098 (310 amino acids)
Biological process (GO): signal transduction
Cellular component (GO): cytoplasm
Source: RefSeq, a predicted model, not a curated record